AGUCAUGGAUGACUUGCGUGAAAAGAAGUACAUAAUGGGGAAAGACAGACGAGAGAUGGUUCGGAUCGUCGCUGAAGAUUACCUCCACAAACACCCAGGAAGACCUGGUAGACAAAAGCUGAGGGAACUCGCCAGUAUGAUUGUAGGACAAUAUCCUGCCUCCUUCAAGCUGACAGAGCCGUUUGGAAACAAACCUUUUGCAAAAGAUGGUUCUGAAACUGUCUUUCGUCAGCUGGAACACAGAAUUGAAAAUAUGAAGAGGCCACAAAGCUCACUGAGGAGGCGAGCAGGGGGUGAAAAUUCAACAAAGAAAAGGCCCAGGAAUUCAGAUCUUUAUGGAUGUGUGGCGUGGGAUCCAAUCAUUGAGGGGACUGUGUGUAGAGAAGACCUGCUGUCUAAACGAGAUGACUUGAAACGUGCCUUUCAAACCCGGGAUCUUCAGGAGUCAUCUGUUCAAAAAUUGAUGACUGAAACAUAUCCCAUUCAGCGUGAAAUCCUUAACGAUGCUGAUACCCCUAUUGCCGUUGUAAAGGACGAGUGGCCGUUCCUGUUUGAAGUUCCUCACCUGUUUGAUCAUGCAUCUAAACUUCUUGGCUUCUCUGUACAAAACAAACUGGCACAGGAACUUUCCAAAAAAGAAAAGGGGAUCAAUGACUUCCUUGACUCCAAAGGGAUGAAGACGGGCGAAGGUCCAAUACAGCUCAUCUGUGGCAUUGCAAAAUACUUCAAGGAAGACUCUUAUAAACUCUUCGACAAAAAAGAGAUCUCUGCAGAUCCUGAAGUCGAACUCCCAGUGACCCCAUGCAUCCUAGUCAGAGGUGACCAGCAAUUCAAGAUUGCUCUUGAUGGGUUACUUGUCAAUGACCACAUCACCUCUCCCAUUGUGGCCUUGAGCUACGUCUUCUCCAUGUUUUAUGUCUGCAACAUCCAAUACCCACCGGAGAUGGCUUUUACUCUCGAAUUCAUGCAAAGAGUUUUCUUUGGGAUCAAUCCUGAGCGAGGCUCCAAGGCAGAGAAGAAGGGGAAGAAACGGCACUUCAUUCCUCCACAGGUGUGCAAAAUGGUUUCUCAGCUGAAGGAAUUUGAAUGCAAGCAGAAGGAAUCUGAGUGGUCCAUUUGAGAUGUUCUCAAAGCUCAGAAAAUACCUUUUUGGACUGAAUGCACACACACACACACACACACACACACACACACACACACACACACACACACACACACACACACACACACACACACACACACACACAAUCCAAAAACAUGGGGCUUGGGAGUAGAAAUACUGAUUUUUACAGUAUUAUGUGAGUUCAGAUGUUUUAACUAAAUGCCCACAACACACAUGCUGCAGUUUCAAAUCCCCCAUGUUAAGGGGGAGGGAAGGUGGGCGAUAUUUGUCAUUCCAAGUAGAGCUUUGCCUGUCAAUGUGGAGUUGGAGGUGUAAGUUUUAAGUUUUAUUUUUUGCAGAAAUCUCUUUAUGGCAUGUUGCACAGAGUCAUCCUUCUAACGUCAUGGUUGUUAUUGCUGCACUGAUGUUUUAUAGAAAAGUUGUAUAAUGUAAUACUUCUAAUGUUCUAUUUGUUUUUUGUAGAAAGGUCAGACACUGGUUGCAGAGCUCUGCCUGUCGGUGUGAUAUGUGGAGUUGGAGGUGUAGGUUUCUGCAUCCUCCUGGAGGGGGCUCCUCAUUUUGCACUGACAGGUGAGACAGCAACAGCAAUGCUGGCAGUUUUAUUGUCUUAUUUUGUCAAUGUCUUUAACAAAUACAAUUGUUAUUAAUGCCUGUCAGGCUGUGGGUGCUAAAACAUUGAUAGAUUUGGCAGCUCCCUGUUAAAGGACAUGGCUGUAGUUCUUUGA
Molecule: messenger RNA, 1848 nt
Organism: Perca fluviatilis (European perch)
Lineage: Eukaryota; Metazoa; Chordata; Actinopteri; Perciformes; Percidae
Exons: 6
Coding region: 5-1120 (371 amino acids)
Source: RefSeq, a predicted model, not a curated record